AUGACUAUAAAACCAAGAGAGAAAGUGGCUGACGGCGAUGAUGAUCCCGUGGAGUCGAUGUUGAAGAAGGCCGGUUGCCUUGAUUUACAUUACAAAGUUCAGGAAUGUAUAAACACUACAAAAGACUGGAGGAAAUGCCAGACCGAAGUGAAUGAUUUUAGGAUAUGCAUCACGAAGCAUAAACAAGAAGAAACGUCCAGUUCAAAUAGA
Messenger RNA from Brenthis ino (lesser marbled fritillary), 210 nucleotides. The record is from the annotation of a GenBank genome assembly. Lineage: Eukaryota; Metazoa; Arthropoda; Insecta; Lepidoptera; Nymphalidae.